Messenger RNA from Etheostoma cragini (Arkansas darter), 2310 nucleotides. RefSeq names its product UDP-N-acetyl-alpha-D-galactosamine:polypeptide N-acetylgalactosaminyltransferase 6 (GalNAc-T6) (gene galnt6). The record is from RefSeq and is a predicted model, not a curated record. NCBI's taxonomy places the organism in Eukaryota, Metazoa, Chordata, Actinopteri, Perciformes, Percidae. The transcript is spliced from 10 exons. The coding region runs from base 1 to 1869 and encodes 622 amino acids. Gene Ontology annotation, cellular component: Golgi apparatus.
AUGCGCCUGUUUCUACGACGGCGUAUAUCCGCCCUAAAACUGGUCCUCCUUGGGGGGACUCUCUUCAUGGUGGUCCUAGUGGUUCUCCAGAGGGAUGUUGGCUCUUCGCCUGCUGGUGACCCCUGGUUUCAGGAGCUGGUGGACAAGAAGGAUAAGAUGAUCAUUAUGGUACAAGAGGCUGUGAACAACAUUGGCUUCCAGAUCGGAGCUCCGCAGAAUCCACCACCGGUACAGGUGCAGCCCACCGAGGAUGACAAAUGCCCUGCUGGGUUCUACACUCAGGCUGAGCUCAAACCUCACCUAGAGAGACCGCCUCAGGACCCCUUAAGCCCCGGGGCUGAUGGGAAGGCGUUUCAGAAAGACAACAUGUCCCCAGAAGAGGGUCAGGAAAAGGAGGAGGGUAUGAAACGGCACUGUUUCAACCAGUUUGCCAGUGACCGCAUCUCGCUCAGCCGUAGUCUUGGUGACGACACAAGGCCUCCAGAGUGCGUGGAGAGAAAGUUUCGUCGCUGUCCUCCUCUGCCAACCACCAGUGUUAUUAUUGUCUUCCACAAUGAGGCUUGGUCCACCCUCCUCAGGACGGUCUACAGCGUUCUGCACACAGCACCUGCUCUCCUGCUCAAAGAGAUCAUCUUGGUAGAUGAUGCCAGUGUUGCAGAGCACCUGAAGAGCCCUCUGGAGGAACAUGUGCGUCAACUGAAGAUUGUGCGCGUAGUGAGGCAGCUAGAGAGGAAGGGCCUCAUCACUGCCAGGCUGCUGGGUGCCAGUAUCGCUCAGGGCGAAGUGCUAACCUUUCUCGACGCGCACUGUGAGUGUUUCCAUCGUUGGCUAGAGCCCCUGUUGGCCCGCAUUGUUGAGGAACCCACUGCUGUGGUUAGUCCAGAUAUCAGCUCCAUUGACCUCAACACCUUUCAGUUCAACAAGCCUGUGGCCUCCAACCGCGCUUUUAACCGAGGGAACUUUGACUGGAGCCUGACAUUCGGCUGGGAGGCAAUCCCUGAGGAUGCGAAGAAGCUGCGCCUUGAUGAAACCUACCCUGUAAAAACACCUACUUUUGCUGGAGGUCUCUUUUCAAUCUCGAAGAAGUACUUUGAACACAUUGGAACGUACGAUGACAAGAUGGAGAUCUGGGGUGGUGAAAACGUGGAGAUGUCGUUCAGGGUGUGGCAGUGUGGGGGUCAGCUCGAGAUCCUCCCUUGUUCCGUGGUGGGGCAUGUCUUCCGUACCAAGAGCCCCCACACCUUUCCCAAGGGCACAGAGGUCAUCACUCGCAACCAGGUGCGCCUGGCUGAGGUCUGGAUGGAUGACUACAAGAACGUCUUCUAUCGCCGCAACAAGAAUGCUGCAGUUAUGGCCAGCGAGAAAAAGUUUGGGGACAUUUCUGAUCGUCUGAAUCUUAGAGAGAAGCUUCAGUGCAAGAACUUCACCUGGUACUUAAACACAGUCUACCCAGAGGCCUUUGUCCCUGAUUUAACCCCACUAAAAUAUGGAACAAUUAGAAACUCAGGAUCUAAAACCUGUCUAGAUGUUGGAGAGAACAACAUUGGAGAUAAACCUAUGAUCAUGUACCAGUGUCACAACAUGGGAGGAAACCAGUACUUUGAAUACUCAUCUCAUAAGGAGCUGCGUCAUAAUAUUGGAAAGCAGCUGUGUCUUCAUGCCACACCCCAGCCAGAUCCAGUGAAGAUCGAGCUAUGCCAGCUGAAGGGGAAGGGCACCAGUGUGGCACCACAACAGGAGUGGGUCUUUUCAGAGGAAAAUCUUUUGAAGAAUCCUAGUAGUGGGAAAUGUUUACAGCUGAAAGGAGACAAAAUUCAGAUGGACCAAUGUAAUGCUGCUGACCUCUACCAGCACUGGACCUUCAGCUGACCUCCAAGUCUGCCCAUCAUGUGACCUUUGGCACAUUGUGUCCCGUUCCUCAGACUGAGCUGACAGAGCCAGCUGAACAUUGAUCCAGAAGGGCUCCACGCUAUGAAAUUGUGGCACGUGGACAGUUAAAGAUAGAGGACAAAGAAGAGAAAGUUGCUGUUGAAGACACUCGGAUUGGCCUUAACUUGUUUUAAAUUUAUUUAUGAUGGAAAAUCAAAGACAUUUAAAGGUGGCUGGGGGCUGACUUUGGGGUAAGGGCUGGGAACUGAAAUGAACUUAUUUUAGUAAAUUUACACUCUAGCUUGAAAAAAAAAAUCACUAUUUAGUGAAUUUAUUUUGUAUGAUGAUGAUGAUGAAUGAUAAAUGUGACGAUAUGCACAAGUCUACUAAAGAGCAAGAUAUGUCUGUUUUAAAAAAAAUAAAACGUAUUUGUUGUGUUAA